Messenger RNA from Gracilinanus agilis (Agile Gracile Mouse Opossum), 2100 nucleotides. RefSeq names its product nei like DNA glycosylase 3 (gene NEIL3). The transcript has 10 exons. Gene Ontology annotation, biological process: base-excision repair. Lineage: Eukaryota; Metazoa; Chordata; Mammalia; Didelphimorphia; Didelphidae. The coding region runs from base 1 to 1827 and encodes 608 amino acids. The record is from RefSeq and is a predicted model, not a curated record. Gene Ontology annotation, molecular function: damaged DNA binding; zinc ion binding; DNA-(apurinic or apyrimidinic site) endonuclease activity. Gene Ontology annotation, cellular component: nucleus.
AUGGUGGAAGGGCCAGGAUGCAAAUUGAAUGGCGAGAAAAUCCGGGCUCAGGUGCGCCCCGGUCAGGUGGUGACGGGUGUGCGAGGAGGCGCCCUGCAGCCGCCCCGGGUACCGUGCCCUGCAGUUUGUCCAGGGGCAUCUGGAUCCCCUUCCUGGACUGCUCCACUGAACAGUAAUAAAGAUUCCUGUUGGAAUUUCCCAGGACUGCUUAAUGGAUGUGUUUACAGUGGUGUGGAAACUUUGGGGAAAGAGCUUUUUAUGUACUUCGGGCCAAAAGCUUUAAGAAUUCACUUUGGAAUGAAUGGCUUUGUCCUGAUUAAUCCACUCAAAAGUAAAGAUCAAACAAGGACACCCCCUAUUUUUGAAGUCCAACUCACCAAAGAUUUGAUUUGUUUCUAUGACUCAAGUGUAGAAUUCAGGAAUUCUAUGGAAAGCAAACAGAAGAUAAGAAUGAUGGAAGACUUAGAUGUAUGCUCACCCAAAUUUAACUUCUCAAGGGCAGAAAAUGAAGUGAAAAAGCAGAAGGACCGAAUGUUAUGUGAUGUGUUAAUGGACCAGAAUGUGUUACCUGGAAUAGGAAACAUAAUAAAAAAUGAAGCCCUCUUUGAUAGUGGACUCCACCCAGCUGUUACAGUUUCUCAGCUAAAAGAUGAACAGAUACAUCACCUUGUGAAAAUGAUACGUGACUUCACAAUCCUUUUUUAUAAGUGCCGCAAAACAGGCGCAGCUCUUUAUAGACACUAUAAAGUGUACAAACGUUCUGACUGUGGUCAGUGCAGUAACAAGAUAACUGUGUGUCGCUUGGGGGAGAAUAACAGAAUGACCUAUUUCUGUCCUCGGUGUCAAAAGGAAAAUCCUCAUUCUAUAGAUAUAAGCAAGCUGCCCACGAGAAACAAUCUAAUUGGCUGGGCAUAUAGCAGGGGGCUGUAUUCUAAUGAAUGUGUUGCUCAGAAAGCUGAAGAGGAAUGGACAUGUGCUGUCUGCACCCUAAUAAACAAACCUUCUGCUAAAGAAUGUGAUGCUUGUAUGACUUCAAGACCCAAUGAUGCAAAGAAAGCAGAAGAUGACAAUAAUUCUGUCACCUAUGAUAAUAAUCUGAUGAAGUAUCCUUGUAAUAAUUUUGUUAAAUGCCAUAAGGAAGUAAAGAUUAAUCGGAAGACUGCAUUUGGAAUGACAACUCUGGUUUUGACAGACCUAAGCAAUAAAUCCAAUUCUUUAGAAAGUAUCAGAAAACCAAACGUGAAGUCUAAUGGAGAUGUUCAAAACUCUCCUGUUGGUCACGUUUGCUUUAAUGAUGCACAGCAUCCCUCCACGGAGAAAGGCAAAGCCACAAUUCUACCAUGGGACAAAGUCAAUGGAUCACCCAUCUUUGAUUCUCAAUCUAGCUUAUUAAGUCCAGCACACAAAAAAAUGAAGACUAACCGCUCCUCUCCAGAGCUCAAAAGUUACAGCACUGAAUUCUCAAGCACUGAACUUCAAGUUAAUAUGACAGAUGGUACUUGUACAAAAAACAUUGACAGUCCUCGCUGCAAUAAACACAACCGCCUCUGCGUUCUCCGAGUUGUGAGGAAGGAUGGAGAAAGCAAGGGCAGGCAGUUUUAUGCUUGUCCUUUACCUAAAGAAAGUCAGUGUGGGUUUUUUCAAUGGGCUGAUUUAUCCUUUCCGUUCUGCAAUCAUGGAAAACGCUCGAUCAUGAGGACUGUGCUAAAAAUUGGUCCUAAUAACGGAAGAAAGUUCUUUGUGUGUCCUCUCGGGAAAGAUAAACAGUGUGAUUUCUUUCAGUGGGCCCAAAAUGAACCAGGAAUACAAGUUACCCCAGGAUGCUAAUUGUUCUUAACUUGUAUAAAACAUCUGCUUCUUAAUCUCUUAAAAUAUUAUAUAAGGCACUAGACUCUUUUUAUUUAAUUUUGAGGUUAAAUAAUAGCCACAGUUCACUGGAGGCAUCACCAGUGCUUGAAGGUUAUUGUUGAUAUUCCAGAGCUCUCUUCCAGCUUCCUAUGUAUCUUCUCUCUCCUCCUGCCCUAUAUUACUUUUACCUUGAUGAGGUCAUUGUGUUUCAUCAAAUAUAUUAAUACCUCCUAUGUAAUGACUGUAUUUAAU